AUGAGGCUGUCGUUCAUUGAAGCGAGCACGGGAGAAGUAAUAUACCAUACGACGCGCCGCUCGAAGAAGAAGAUCCGAAUGCAGAAGACAGCAACAUAUGCUGGAUAUGAAAGCGUUCCAGUAGCAGCAGACAAGCUCCUGCAACGCAAUGGUGGCGCUCUUGCAUAUCCCCCUAUCUCUCGCGUCUCGGUUCCUCUGGAGCUGACGGGUUCGGGCUGGUCCAUAGAUAACGUUCCGCUGUGGGAAUAUGUGGUGUUUGUUUUACUUAUUGUUUCGCUCCUUGUUUUGGCGUUCACUUGCUGUGGGCGCUUCUCCUGCAACCUCAAGGAGCGGGCAGUUCCUCAGGCGCGGCAGUAUUCCUUGCCUUCCUGGAUACUUCGCAGACAGACGGAGGAGCUUGACGCUCAUGAGUUGCCAACUAUCUUGGGGGCUGUGCGAGCUGUAACGGUGGGACGAGCCGCUGACAGCGAGGACUGCGAAAGAACCUCGAGAGUGAAGGCCUGUGGGAUUUGCUCAACUUCAAGCGUGAAGUAG
Eimeria mitis is the source of this 534-nucleotide messenger RNA. Its product is annotated as serine/threonine protein phosphatase, putative. The record is from RefSeq and is a predicted model, not a curated record. NCBI's taxonomy places the organism in Eukaryota, Apicomplexa, Conoidasida, Eucoccidiorida, Eimeriidae. The transcript is spliced from 3 exons. Bases 1 to 534 code for a protein of 177 amino acids.